Molecule: messenger RNA, 2409 nt
Organism: Rubroshorea leprosula
Lineage: Eukaryota; Viridiplantae; Streptophyta; Magnoliopsida; Malvales; Dipterocarpaceae
Source: the annotation of a GenBank genome assembly
AAAAAAAAAAAAAAACUGGAAAUCCUUGAAAUUAAUAAAUUGCCAGAAAAUAAGCCGUGAGAGUUCGGAGUUUGCGUUGGUACGGCCCGGAAGGGAUCGGAGCUCCGGAAUUCAGAGAACAGUGAGAAACCAGGGGGCAAUCAUCUUCUUCACUGGAAAUCGAUUUUUCUGUUCUCGAUCAAAGAAUUCAAACACGGCGCCGCCUGUAUAUACCGAUAUUGCUGUAUCCACUGCGGUUGUUGUUGUUGACAGGGCCAAUUUCUGUCCAAAAGAGAAGUAGAAUAAAGAGAGAGCGAUGUGGAAGAGGAAGAAGAUGAAGCACAGCUUCACCUUCUUCUCCUGUUGAUUUGUUUCGUUUCAUGGCCUCUUCGCAGCAUCGAUGCGUUUUUGUUGGCAAUAUACCAUAUGAUGCCACUGAGGAACAGCUUAUAGAAAUCUGCAGAGAGGUUGGGCCUGUUGUGUCUUUCAGAUUAGUUAUUGAUAGAGAAACUGGCAAACCAAAAGGUUAUGGUUUCUGUGAGUAUAAGGAUGAAGAGACAGCUCUGAGUGCACGUCGUAAUCUUCAAGGUUAUGAAAUAAAUGGCCGGCAGUUACGAGUUGAUUUUGCUGAAAAUGACAAAGGUUCUGACCGCAAUCGAGAACAGGGUCGUGUUGGACCGGGAGGGGCAACAAAUAUUGGAGGCCCAGCAGUCCAUGGGGAAUCUGUUCAACAUCAGCCAUUUGGUCUCCAUUUUGCUAUUACUGCCGCAGCUGUAAUGGCUGGAGCUCUAGGUGGAAUGCAGGUUGGUCUGCAGUCAAAUCAAAAUGGGUUACAAGGUCAGUCAGCAGCUGCUAAUGACCCAUUAACACUCCAUCUUGCCAAAAUGUCAAGGACUCAGCUGAAUGAAAUUAUGUCUGAUCUAAAGAAAAUGGCUACACAAAAUAAGGAACAAGCUCGUCAGCUGUUGCUUGCAAGACCUCAGUUGCUCAAAGCUAUUUUUCAGGCACAGAUAAUGCUAGGAAUGGUGACCCCGCAAGUGUUGCAGAUGCCAAACAUCCGACAGGCUCCUGGUCAACCAAUGCUGCCUUCACUAAAAGAUGGUCAGCAUGGUCAGCAGCCAGCAGUUCAAACUUUCACUGGCUUACCCCCUCUUGCACAGAAGGUGCAAUCUGGGCUGAUGCCCAAGGUGGCAGAAUCUCAGGUGUCUGCUGUGCUGCAAAAUUCUUUAGCACACAACCAAUUUUCUGCAGCACUACAGUCAUCUGUUAAUCCUCAAGCACAGCAUUCAAAACUUCCCAGCAAUCGUGUACUGCCACCAGCAGCUUUUCCAGGUCAAUCAGCAGUUCCAACACUUCCUUCCAUCAAUCAGGCUCUCAGACCUCAAAUUCAUGCUACUACCUCAUCUUUGAACCAGCAAAUUCAGCCUCGAUUGGCCCAUAACACAGGACAACUUGCAGCUUCUAGUUUAAGUCAUAACUCUCAGGCACACCAUAAUACAGCCAUGCAGUCAUCUUUUAUACCUCAUCCCUCAAUAUCAGAUGCUCGGUUUCAGCCUGGCACCUCAAUAACACUAGGCCUUGGAGAGAAAACAAGCAGGAUUCAUGAUUCUUUGGAAGUGAUAAAUCGGCCUUCAAAACUUUCAAAAUUGGAAGAUGGAAGGAGCACUUCUUUCUCAAUGGAGACUUCUGGUGCAUCUAGUCUACCUGGACCAUCCCAACCAUUUGCCCUUGAUUCAAUACUUGUGAAUGAAAUUAAUAAGCCAGAAGCAUUGCAAUUUGCGGACAACCAAAUUUCUCAGGCACAGCUUCCACCCGACAUGGAGUCUGUCCUACUCCAGCAAGUGUUGAACCUAACUCCCGAGCAACUGAGUUCCUUGCCACCAGAACAACGUCAACAGGUCAUUCAACUUCAACAGGCCCUCCGCAAAGAUCAAAUGCAGCCAUCAUAAAAGUGCCAUCUCCAGGUUUUCAAGUCGCUGGAGGGAGAAAGGUUCGCUGUAACUUAUUUUAGUCUCAGUGCUUGUAAAAUGAUAUUUUACAUCAGAAUCACGUCUAGAUUUGUUAUGGAAGAGCAUUAUACCAUUCGUGUAAGGUUGGAAGCCUGUUUUUAGAAUACAUUGAGGAAACCAGUUAGAGAAUAGGAAAAAAAAAAAAUUUUGUGUCAUCCCCUUGUUCAUCUGACUGCCAGGACUCGAAACUUUUCUUACUCUCAUACAAUUUACCUUUGCCUAUUAUCCAUUUGUUUGGGAAAAGAGUAUCAUAGUUUUUCGCCAUAAACAAGACAAAAGACAGCUUGCUUGGGUUGCCGCGAAUCUAAUUCACUGGAUUCAUUUUUUAGCUCCUAUUCUUUUCUUUUUCCCUUGGUUUUGAUUUUUCUUUUUAAUAAUCGAUGUGGCCAGCGAGUGAUGUGGCCCGCAAGAUUGUGGAGUC